Molecule: messenger RNA, 936 nt
Organism: Thlaspi arvense
Lineage: Eukaryota; Viridiplantae; Streptophyta; Magnoliopsida; Brassicales; Brassicaceae
Source: the annotation of a GenBank genome assembly
AUGGGCUCGAUCGCCGAUCCCGGCGGCGAAUUCAGCGAGGUGGAUCCGCCGCCGAGCUUCGACGAGUUCCAGAGGCAGACUUCUCUGAUGACGAGCUGUACUCUGCUAUGGAAAGAGCUCUCAGAUCACUUCUCCUCCAUCGAGCAGGACCUUCAGAAGAAGUCAGAGGCUCUGAGACACAAGUUGAGGACUCUGGAUUCUCAGACCAAGGAAUCACUCCAAAUCCUCGAGAAGCGCGAGCUUACGAUAGACGGCUCCAUCUCGAUCGCCCUCGAGAAGGUCCAGGAACGCAAGGAGGCCGCUCUCGUCUCUCUCCGAGGGAAAAACGAUGCAGUCGGAGGCGGUGAGGUGGAUGACAACGAGGGAUUAUUGUUUAAGCUGCGAUCGUAUUGCACGAGGAUGGACGCAGAGGGAUUCUGGAGGUUCGUGUCGAGUAGGAAGAAGGAACUGGAGUUGAUGAGGGCUCAAAUGCCGGCAGCGCUGGGUGAUUGCGUGGAUCCAGCGAGGUUCGUGCUGGAGGCGAUGUCUGAGGUGUUUCCAGUGGAUAAGAGGGAGAAAAGUGAGAGGGUGAAUGAUUUGGGUUGGGCCUGUGUUUUGAUGCUGGAGUCCUUGAUUCCGGUGCUGGUCGAUCCAGUUUUGGGGAAUUCGCGGUUUCUGGUGACGCCAAGAAUGAAGGACCAGGCUAAGGACAUUGCGGAGACGUGGAAGGCGAGUUUGGACGAGCGGGGCGGGAUUGAAAACGUGAAAACGCCAGACGUGCAUACUUUCUUACAGCAUCUAGUAACUUUUGGGAUUGUUAAGGAGGAGGAUGUAGAUUUGUACAGGAAGCUUGUAGUUGGUUCUGCCUGGCGAAAACAAAUGCCGAAGCUUGCAGUGUCACUGGGAUUGUUUGACAAAAUGCCUGGAACUAGUUCCUUAGUUGCAGACAGUAGGUAA